This is a messenger RNA of Prorocentrum cordatum, 11257 nucleotides long. The record is from the annotation of a GenBank genome assembly. NCBI's taxonomy places the organism in Eukaryota, Dinophyceae, Prorocentrales, Prorocentraceae.
GCUCCAGGUGAGCCUCACGUGGGGGCUGCUCCGGGAAACUCUUCCCGAGCGGGCCCGGGCCCGGGCGAUGGCGUCGCCAGCGCGGGCGCCGCGCGCUGAGCUGGGCGACGCCGCGGGCGACGCCGAGGCGGGCGCGGAGGCUGGCGCGCCGUCGGCGCAGGCGGCCGCGGCCCCAGCGGCGGCAGCCGGCGCCGGCGCCGGCGCUGGCGUGGAGGUCGCCGGCUUCGAGGGCUCGCCGCUGGAGGCGAUCGCCGACGGGGCCGUGGCGCAGCCGCCGCUGCUCGCCUUCGGCGCCUGGGUGCAGUGGCGCGCCGGCCCAGGUCGCCGGCUUCGCACUGCGCCCGCGAUCGCGGCCAGCGAGAGCGCGCUGUGGCGGAGCACCAUGGAGGCGCUGCACGGCCACGACUGGCAGGCGCGGCUGCGCCAGCAGGGCCCCGCCGCGGCGCGCAGCCCCGCGACGCCAGCGGCGGCGCAGCCGCCGGCGGCCGACGACGUCCUGCGGCUGCUGGACUCGCCGGCGCGGGCGUCCGACGCGGGCUCCGACGCCACUGGAGCCCUGUCGGACGGCAGCUGGGGGCCGCUCACGGACGACGAGGUCCUGGAGCGGCUGCUCAAGGACGUGGAGCCGCACGAGUCGAUGCGCGACUUCGAGCGGCGCCUGCUGCGCGCGCGGGCCGUGCUGACGCUGCGGCGGCAGGCGGUGCCGGAGGGCGCGGUCGAGUUCGGCAUGAGGAAGGCCCGCUUCCUGGUGGAGGCGCGGGCCCACAGCGAAGGCGUGGCGGCCGCGCUGGAGGCGAAGCUGCACGCCGUCCUGGACGUCGAGACGGACGACGCCGACGAGGACGUGCGGGCGCUGAUGGACCUCCUCGCGGUGGCGCGCGGCGGCGGCAGCGCUCGCGACGCCGUGGCCGGCGGGGCGCCGGCGCGGCCCCCGCAGGACCGAGCCCCGCCCGCCGGGCCCACCGGCGUCGGCGCGGCUCCCGCGGGGCCACCCGCCUUCCCCGCCUUCGGCGAGGACCUGCCGCCGGGGCUUCCCCCGCGGGGCGGGCCGAGCGAGGCGGGCCAGGCGGAGCCCAGCCUGGCGGCAGCGCUGCAGGGGCUCGCGGGGGCGCUCGGCCGGCGGGCCGACAAGAAGUCGUCCACGAUCCAGGUGAAGCCGCACUACAGUCUGCCGACCCUCGGCGACGGCGACUUCGACGUGGACUCGUUCGUGGAGGAGUUCGAGGAGAUGGUCGGCCUGGCGAACGACGGUUCGGGCAUGUCGGCGACGGAGAUGGUGCGUGUGCUGGGGACCUGCCUGAAAGGCUCGCGUCAGCGGGCGUACAAGGUCGAGCUGAAGCAGGCUCGCCGGUCAGGCAGGCUGGCGGCGGAUCCCGACGAGGUGUACCAGAGCCUCAAGGAGCGGCUGAUGGAGUUCAAGGAGGGCCUGCUGGAGAAGCAGCAGCGGCUCAACGCUGAGUGGAGGACGCUCUCCCGAGGCAAGAUGAGCGCGCUGGAGUUUCAGGCGACGUUCGAGAACAUCGUGGCGGAGAUGGAGCUGGCUGGGAUGGGCAAGUCCGAUCGCGACUUGCUGCUCGGCUACUUGGCGCUCAUCCCUCCCGCGCACCGGGCAGAGGUGCUCAAGGAUCGCCGAGUGUAUCAGCGCUCUGGCGCCCAGCCCGAGGUCCGCGGCGUCGAGACCUGGAGGGAGGCCCAUCGCGUGCUGCUGAAGCUGGAGGAGGCCGAGAGCUCGGCCAAGGCGCUCGUCGCGGCGGUGGGCUCGGACUUCGCGCCCAGCCCGGGCGGCGGCGGUGGCCGGCGUCGGCGCGGCGGCGGUGGCGGCGAUCAGGAGCCGCCCGAGGUCGGCGCUGUUGGCGGCUCCGGCGGCGCCGGCGCUGAGGGAGCUGUGAAGGUCUGCUUCCAGAUGAGGGACAGCGGCACGUGUGCGCGUGGUGACGCCUGCAGGUUCUCGCACGACCGGGCUGCCAUCGCCGAGUCGCGGAGGACCAAGAAGGACGCGACCGGGCCGAAGGGCAAGGGCGCGGACGGCAAGAAGGGCAAGGGCUCGGACGACGGCGGCAAGGGCGGCCUCAAGUCGCAGCUCUGCCUGCAGUUCCUCCGGGGUGCGUGCAGCAAGAGCGAGAAGGACUGCAAGUUCAGCCACUCGGGUAAGGCAGCUCAGAAGGUCAUUGCAGCGGUCUAUGCUGGCGCGGCCGCAGCUAAGGUGCAAGCUGCGGCGGGGGGCAAGCUCGAGUGGGUGCGACCUUGUGGCGGAGUCUUCGGCCCGAGCUACGACCUCCCGCAGGUGAGCGUCGUCAGGGGCUCGCCUUCGCCCGAAGGAGCUCUGAAGGACCUGGGCCAGAUCCCCGCCAGCGCCUGGACGCAGGUGCAGGAGCCCGACGACGGGUACCACUACUUGUGCCACACGCACGUCUACGGCCUCAGCAUCAGGACGCUCCUUGAUGGCGGGGCUGUGUUCUCCCUGACGUGGGAGGCGACGAUCGUCAGCAUCAUCAACAGCGCGAUCGCGGAGGGCAAGUCUCCUGAGGACCCCGACUGGCCGAUCGCGGGCCUGAUGCACUGGGGCCGGGACUCGAAGGCCUCGUCGGUGGCGGACAAGGGCGACCUGAAGAUUCGUGGCAUGGUGGACCUGCGCCUGGCCUUCGAGGGGCUGGAUGGCACGCGAGUGGUGCGUGUGUUUCGCCUUCGGCUUCUGCGCGGGGGUUGGGACAGGCCGUUUCUUAUCAUUCUUGGGGCCCCAGCGCUCGAUGCACCCCCUCUGGGGAUCGGGCACCGGCCUACGCUACAGGGCCACUACCUACCGGGGCUGGGCAUCACGGUCAAGCGUGCGGAGGCCGACGCGGUGCAAGCGAAGCUGUUGACCAUCUCGGCGGUGUUCUCAGAGUGCGAUGCCGAUAGGCGUCGAGGUGAGGAUCGUCGGGCUGCCAGUGCUGUAGGAUCCCUGGUGUGGUCCGGCGCGGCCUGCCCGAGCUACCCCAUCUGCAUGGUCGGCGGCCAGUGCCCCGCGGAGUUCGGCGGCGGCGACGCAGGCGUGAUCGUGCUCGACGACUCGGAGUCCGCCGUCCCCAUCUACCUGAGCGGCGAGGAGGGCGUGCGGCUGGAGCUCGGCGACUGCGCUCUGGUGCCAGCUCGCGCUAGCGGCCUCGCAGCGGGUGUCGUCGGCGACGUGGUGGCGAAUGGCGCGGCGGCCGUCUGGGCCGCCCCCGGCCCUUGGCUCGGCCGGGAGCAGCUCCUCCUGGUCGGCAACUGGGACCAGCCCGGCGUCAGCAUCGAGGUCGGCGACAUCGUGGGCGCCGUGAUUCAGACCGACGGCGAGCCGGCCGGCGACGACCCGUCAGUGGCGCACGUGUGGCAGGAUUGGGACGAGCUUCGGGACAUCGUUGAGCUGGAGGUGCCGACGGACGAGUACUACGCCGAGCGUCUGGUCUACUGGCAGCGGAAGUACCCGAAGGCGGCCACCACCCUCCUCGAGCAUCUUUUGGCGGUCGAGGGCCUGCUGGACGUGUGCAUCGCGGCCGGGUGCUCCAUGGGUGCCGAGAAGUCCCUCGACAGGCUGGCUCAGCCCUCCAUCGAGGCGCUCGGCGAGAUCGUGGGCCGCGAGGGCAGCGAGGCGUGCGAGCGGCAUCUGGAGCUCAUCAAGAACUGGUCGGUGCUCGAGGACGUGGCGGCGCUGCGGAGGUUCCUUGGCACGUUCAACUGGAUCCGCGGCCACUUCCCCAAGGAGGUGCAGAAGCCGCUGGGGAUCCUCACGCAGCAGCUCAAGAAGGACGCCGAGUGGCCGAUGACCUCCGAGAAGGUUGCGGCCCAGCGCGCCAUCCAGCAGCUCGCGUGCGAGGCCAUCCGCCUCGCGGUGAUCGACAUGGUCGGGGCGAUCUCGAAGGACCGCCCGCUCGAGCAGGUCGCGGAUUUUUGCCCCUACGGUUGGGGUGGCAGCGUGUAUCAGCUGGCCGCCGACCGCCGCACGCUCAACGUGCUGGCGAUGUACGGCGGCUGCCUCAGCUUGGCGCAGAGCAACUGGCACCCCCGCCGGGGUGAGCUGUAUGCGCAGCGCGAGACCAGGCGGGAGGCACGUAAGGAUUUCGGUCGGCUGCCCGCUCUGUGCUGGACGGACCACGCGGCAGCGGUGAAGGACGCUACGGGUGAGGCCCACGGCAAGUUCCUGCGCGAGCAGGCUCACUCCCUGGCGAACAUCACAAUCGAGGACAUCAUCGGUGAUGACUACCGUCCAGGGGAGGGGGUCCCGUGGGGCCUGGAUGAGACUCCCGACGCGGCCGCCUUGCAGCUGGUGGCCGUGGCCGGGGCGGAGCGCGAGAAGGGCGACUCCAUCGCGCUGUACCUGCCGGACUACGGAUGCGAGAGGCGGCGGAGCGCAGAGCAGGCGCGGGCAGCUCGACAGCUGCAGCUGGCGGCGCCAGGCCUGCGGCUGCGCAUGAUCCCGCACGACCCUCCGCUGGCAGACGGUGCCGGCGGCCUGUACUACAUCGCGCCUCCUCGCUUCCCAGGUGAUGCGAGUGGUAAGGCGCGGAAGCAGCUUCGCAAUGACGUGCUGACCGCAGUGGCCGCCGUCUUGCGAGAGUGUGCCGCGCGGUGGCCCAAGGUCGUGAUCGGGACGGGCCACGGCGGGCUGGUGGCGGCUGCAGCGGCCCACCCCAGAGUGGUGGAGGCCGCUCUCGCGCUGCGGUACGCGAGAGAGGCGGAGGGCAUGCAGGUCGCGGAGGCGUGGGUGAACGUCAGGGCGUUCGUGGCGAUCGGGCCGCGCGCCCACAGCCCGAGCAGGAUCGGCUUUGUGCGAGAGGCGUUUCCGGAGUUCGGAGCGGCUGCCCACGGCGACGAGCGCCCGGCCCCCCUCUAUUUGGUGGAGGGCGCCGGGGCGCACCGCCGUUUCGGGCAGGACCUCGGCGAGGCGCUGGGCGUGAAGGUGUCGGCCACGCUGGGCGAGGUCCUCAUGCAGGAGGUGGUCUCUGCCCCCCCGCGGAUGCUGGAAUUCAGCGGCGGGCGCUGCGCGUGCGGGCGGAGUUCGCUGGUGCUGGCGCGGUGCGGCCAGUGCAUUAGGGCCGACCGCGAGCUCGAGGAGGAGGCGCGGCUGGCUGAGGCGCCGGAGGAGGCGUUCGGGGAGCCCGACGCGGUCGACGUGGCGGCCUCGGCGGCGCGCAUGCGCGCGGUCCGCCCGCAGCCGGCAGUCGCCGUCGGGCCUGGCCCCUGCAUCGCCGUGUCGGCGGAGCUCGUGCGGGACCUCCUGGAGUUUGGCGGCGGCCGAGCGGAUUUCACGUGCAACUGCAUCCGGGUCCGCCGAGCGCCGGCCGCGGGCGUCGUGGCCUUGGAGGCCGCGCGGGUUUUUUCCUAUCGGCUGUCGUGCUUUGUCGUGCCGCAGGGGCCCGAGCCGGGCGUGGAGGUGGCGCUGGCGCAGCCGUGCGUGGAGUUCGGGCUGGAGCUCGUCACGGAGAUCGACGUGGAGCUGCUGCAGGCGGGCUUGCCGAAGGGCGCCGAGCUGGUCCAGCUCUUCGCCUGCGCCUGGCUGCUGUGGGAGGGCGGUGCGCGCCUCCCCGCGCUGGGCGCUACUCACGUGCAUCGGCACUGCAGGGGGUCGGCCAUCAGCAACGGUGCGAUCGUCAAGGUGUCCUCCUACUCCUCCGCCUACUCCGAGGUCUUCGCGGGAGCCCUGGGGCUAUCGUGGUACCGGGCCCUCCGCGAUCGCUUCGGCGGGCGGGCAGCAGGAGCCUUCGUCGAGUUCGCGGACUCCGACUUCGCGCGCGGCGAGCGGGAGGCCUUCGAGGUGCCGGACGUCCUCGGGGCGAUCACCGGCAUGCGGGCACCGACGUCUGAGCAGGUAUGCUCCGUCGGGCGCGUGGCGUGUGCUCCGGAGCGCGGCACUGCAGCCUUCGACGCGGAGGUGGCGGACGGGCGCAAGCUGGAGGACGCCGACAUCGCCAUCAGGGAGGAGUACGCCGCGAAGGUGCGGGGCUGUGAGCCUGAGGCGGGGAGCGAGCCGUUCGAGCUGUCCAAGUCGCUCCGUGCCCACAUCAUCGGGGACCAGUGGAAGGACGAGGAGCUCGGGGCCAUCUGCAUGCAGCUCCGCGCCGAGUCUGGCGCCGGCGACACCCCCGAGGCGCAGCGUCUCGGGGAGGACUUCGCGCUCGAGCAGUUCGUGACGGUGGGCCCAGGGGAGCAGCGCUGGCUGCUAGUUCUCCCUGCAUCUGGCGGUCCGGGCUCGGGUAUAUCGUGGGGGCGCUUCAUCUUCCUCCACGUUCACGCUGGUCCGUCGGGGGGCCACAAGACGGUGGUCGCCACUCGUGAGUGCGCCCGGCGGCUGGUGGUUUGGCCGGGGCUCGCGGCGGACAUCGAGAAGUGGUGUGCUAGCUGCUGGGCCUGCCUCCGAUUCAGGAAGCAGACUACGAAGGUGCAGGCCAGCUUCAUCGUGGCACGGCACCGGCUUCCCUUCCAUCAUGUGGUCAUCGACGUGGAGGGCCGCAUCACUCCCCCCGACGUCGACGGGUACGCGUACGUGCUGACCUACAUCUGCGUGACGACGGGGGCUCCCCUGCUCGAGCCGCUCAAGCACCUGCAGCACUCCGAGGUCCGGCGCGCCUUCUUUCGAUGCGCGACUCGGGCCAAGACCUGGCCGAUGCUGGUGAGCUCGGAUCGGGGCAAGGAGUUCUGCAACGCUCUCAUGGAAGAGCUCUGGGCGCUCCUCAACUUCGCGGGCCGCUUCGGCACGUCGUGGAGGCCCUGUGAGCAGGCGGACGCGGAGCGGUCCCACAUCGAGUGUGCGAGGGAGAUCGGCAUUUUCCUGCACGACGUUUUUAAGUGUGCCCCCGGCCAGUGGGCCGAGCUGCUGCCGAUCGUCGAGUUCGUGUUGUGGAACUCGCCCGGCAAGUCGGCGCUGUCGCCGAGGGACCUCUGCAUGGGUUGGUCGUUGGCUUCGCCACUGGAAAUUGAGCUGCUGCCGCUGGAGCCCGCCGUUCGUGAGGCAGUCUCCGACGUCGCGGCAGCGCAGUUCGAGCAGUUCAGGCGUUUGCGGGAGGUUUAUCUUCAGCAUCGGGCUCGAGCCGGCCGACGCAGGGCGGAGCUGGCUAAUCGCGCGAGAUCGUCGAGGCGCCCGGAGGUCGGGGACAUGGUUUUGUUCAAGGACCCGAAGCUCUCCAAGGCCGUGGCCGGGCACGCUCCAGGCCGCCGGCCUCUGCGUGGCCCCUUCGAGGUCCUCUCCGCGAAGGGCAACGUGGCCACGUUGCGGGACCCAGAGACCCAGCAGGUGCUCAAGGACAUCCACGGGGAUUUCUUGGUCGGCGUCCCGGGCUUGGUUGACGACACGGAGCGCAUCGUGAAGUUGGAGGAGGACGACGGCCGUGGCAGGGCCUCUGCCGGACAGCUUCUGGCAGCGCGGCUGGCCCCUGGAGGCGGCGAGGCCGCCGAGGCGCUGGCGCCGCGCGUGAAGGCGCGGAUGCGAGAGGUGAAGGUCGGGCGGCUCGUCGCCUACCAGGGCGAGGAGGCGAAGCGCUGCCGGGUGGGCAAGGUGCUGAGCCUGGCCGAGGACCUGAGCAGCGUGACGGUGCACGUGUACCAGGCGGCGGUCGACGGACGGCUGCAGGUGGUCUGGACAGCGGCGUACGACCGCCAGGAGGGCGCGGACUUCCAGCGGCAGAGAAUCGAGACACUGGAGGCGAAGCGGGUGCUGGGGGUCGUGGAGCUCAACAAGGGCGUGCUGAACCACUCGGCGGCGAGCAGGCUGGCGCGGGCCGGCUGGCGGCUGGACGAGGGGACCGUGCGGCACGGUGCCUUGGCGGCGGCGGCAGAGGCGCCGGCCGCGCCACGGCUCUCCGACCUCCCCUCGAGCCGCGUCAUCGCGCUCGUCGCAGCUUGCCGUCCGCUCGAGGAGCUCGACCUGAAGAUCGGCGAGGUCCAGGCGUGGGCGCACGGCGCUCCCCUCUUCGUGGAGAUCUUCGAUGGGGUCGGGAGGCUCUCGCAGGCGGUCCAGAGCUUAGGCGCGGCCAACGCGGUGUGCAGCGUGGUGGCCGGCAUCGACCUCAAGCGCAGGACGUGCGGGCAGUACUGGGACCUCAGCAGGGCUAAGGACCGUGCCCGGCUUCGCUACCUGCUCUUCGAGGUGCUGAGGCCGGCAGGAGCCCACUGGGCGCUCCCCUGUGCUAAGUGGAGCAGCCUCGGGGGCCACCAGCCCGACGCCAACGCGCACGCGCUAGCCUCCUUCACCAUGGACGGCCUCGAGCACCUCGACGGCGCUGGCUGCCUGGCCUCCUUCGAAGGCCCUCGAGCGCACGCGCUGGUGGCAAGCGUGGAGUGGCAGCAGCGGUUCGGGUCAGCCGAAGCGCCGCGCGGGCGCUGGCGAUGCGUGCUCCCCGACGGCUGCAUGUUCCACUGCAGGAGCCCGGACGAGGAGCCCCUGGCCAUGCAGAAGCCGUGCGUCAUCGUGGGCAACUUCCCGCUGGACUUGCUGGACGUCCAGUGCCGCCGUGGAGCGCUGCGGCCGCUAGGGCGCGGCCUCGAAGGCGUCGAGGUCGCCUCCGCGGAGCUGGGCGGCGACGCCGGGAGCUCCAUGAUCGGAGCCGCGCGGGCGCUGGAGGGGCCUCGCAUGCCUUGCGAGCCGGGACGCGCGGCCGCUCCGGCUGCUGGGGUGACGAGGUCGGUGGACAAGCUGAGCGACGCCGAGAUGGCGGAGAAGAAGGCACGGCGGGAGCCGGCGGCGGCGGCGGCGAAGAAGAAGUGGGCCGAGCUGGCCAAGAAGGGUGACUGGGACCAGGUGCGGAUGCCCGGCAAGUGCUUCAGGUUUGCCGAGGUGAAGGUUUCGCCGAGGCGCUCUGCGGAGUACAAGGCCAAGGUCCUGGAGGCGGUCGGGCUCGUCGGCGAGUGCGCGGGCUACAAGCACCUCGGCAGCCAGGAGCUGGAGGCGCUGAAGGAGAUGAUCAGCCUGAAGGCCGAGGCGUUCUGGGUGAAGGGCACCGCGCGGACGCUACGGAUCGGUUUGGAAGAACUACAUCGACGACUUCUGGGUCAGGACGGGGCAGUGGCUGAACGGUCGCGCCUACACCGACCGAGAGUACGAGGAGAUGCUGGCGGCGGCAUCCCCCCCCCGGCUGCCUCUCGCCCGCUGGGCGACUCGCUGGCAGCAGCCGGGUUCGCGGGGACCCGCAAGGCCAGCCAGAGCUACGACCGCGCCAAGGGCGUGCUCGUGGGGCUGUGCGUGGCGCAGUCGGCCACGGGAGCGGCGGCUAUGGAGGGCGGCGGCGUUGCCCUGGCGAACGGCCUCCGCAUGCUGGUGGUGGCUGCCGCGGUGCGCACGGCGUCCUUGGUGGAUGAAGGGCUGCGCGCGGGCGUGCAGCUGACGCAGGACAUCUUCGAGGCGGCCGGCGACCUGGUCCAGAGCGUCUCCUGGAACCUCAGCGGGCUCAUCCACGAGGUGUGCGAGGGGGCGGUCCUGGUGGUGCGCGUCCUGGUCGUCGUGCAGUGCUGCUACGCUCUCUACUGCCUGCGCUCGUGGGUGGCUUGCCGUUCGCAGCGGGCGGCGCUGGAGCGCGCUGCCACCGCCGGCGAGGCGGCUCAGCGCGGACUCACGUCCAGCGCGCGAGCCUGCGAGGCCGGCGACGGGCCCGCCUUCGGCCGCGAGCCGAUGGCCAGGGCGGCAGCCGCUGGGAGGAGCCCGAGCGGGGCCCUCUCAUCAGCAGAUGGCGCCGCCAGCCCUGUGGUGGCGCUGUGGCGCGAGGCGGAGUUCGAGACGCCCCUGCUCGGAGCGGCGGCACGCCCCCGAGCGGAGGUCCUCCAGAUCCAGCGGAGCGCAGCUGUGGCGCUGCGGGACCUGGAGCACUCGGACCGCCAGCGCGCCGCGCGCGCGCGUGACCUGGCCGCCUGCGGUGCGGUGGUGUCCGUGAAGCUGGUGGAGGCUGCGCGCGGCUCAGCAGUGAAGGACGCGGGCGACCUGUGCGAGUUCGAGGUUGAGGUGGCCGGCAGCCGCGGCGUGCGGUAUGAUGUGCGGCUCCGCGCUGGACGUUUGGCCGCAGCGUUGCUCCCCGCAUCGUGCACCUGUGCGGACUUCGUCGGCGGCGUCGGCAGCCCCUGCAAGCACAUCGGGGCGGCCUGGUGCUGCGCGGUGGACGGCAACUUCAGCGAGCUGGUGGAGCUGGCGCUCGCGGCUGGCCGCAAGGAGGGAGCUGCCGCUGGACCUCAGCGACGCGCAGCCCUGGCGCCGAGCGACUCCCUUGGCCUCGCGGGGGCCGUGCGGGAGCUCCGCGACUCGGAGGCCGAGGUCGUGCGCCUGCGCGAGGAGGUCCAGCAGCUGAAGGCGCAGCUGGGGGCGACCUCCAGGCGCGGAGCCGUGACCGAGUUCCUCUCGGCGUCGGAGACGCUGGCGGCUUGGGCGCGGGCUUGCGGUGAGGCCGAGAGCUAUGUGUAUGUGGCGUGCUUCACCUUCGACCAGCCGGGCGUGGUGAACUACCUGGAGGCGGCUCGAGCUCGAGGCCUCACAGUCCGUUUGGUGUUCAGCGGCCGUGACAAGGCCUUGACCAACAACCAGGGGCCGCGCCUGCAGCGGCUCCGAGCCUGUGGGUGCGAGGUUCGCGCUCACAAGGGCUCGCGGCUGCACGCCAAGGUGAUGAUGACAGAGCGCGAGAUUGUGCUGGGCAGCUGCAACUUCACGACUGCUAGCUUGGGCAACGUGGAGCGCGGGGCCAGCCUGCAGGAGCUGUCCGAGGAGACGGUGCUCGAGCAGAAGGAGUGGUUCGAGCAGCUGUUCGAGGCGGCGGCGCCCUUCAAGGACGGGAUCGGCGAGGCGCCGGAGGCCGGCUGGGCGCGAGGCCGAGCGGCCGUGGCGCCGAGGGGCGAGGCGCUGGAGGCCAGCUGGGCGCGAUGCCUAGCGGCCGUGGCGCCGAGGUGCGAGGCGCUGGAGGCCCGCCGGGCGAGAGGCCUAGCGGCCGCGGCGCGGGGCGCUGGAGGCCAUCUGGGCGAGAGGCCCAGCGGCCGUGGCGCCGAGAUGGCAGGAGCGCGGCAUUUUGCUGCGCCGUCGACGCCCGGCAGCGCCGGGAGCUAUGAGCGACUGCAUGGCGCCGAGUUCGGCGACUUCGAGGAAUUCAUCGACUUCAUUUUUGUGGAGCGGCACGUCGCGGAGGACGUGCCGGGGCGCCUGUGCUGCGGAGUGGUGCCCUGCUCGAGGGCGCCGCCGCCCGCCCGGCGCGUGGCCGAGUUCCGGCCGAACUCGGCCACGCGGGGCGCGGAUGGUAGCGCCCCGACGGUGCCGCAGAGUUGCGCAAUUUAG